CCUAUCUUAUUCGCUCUCUGUCUCUGGAAUCUCUCAAGUGUCAACAUUAAAAACGCUCAUUAGCCAAUCACUCUAAAGCGUUGUCUCUCUUCUGUUCUGUCCCUCCUUCAAUUGUAUGAUUCUGAAUUAUCUAUUUGAAAUCUGAUGAGACGCCGCCCGCCGGCGAUGCCUUCAUUGGAUCAUAUGGAGAAGAGGGCUGGGAAGAAUCAACAGUCCCGUCUUUGUUUAUUAGCUUCGAUUGCUGCGUUUUUUUGGUUCUUGUUAUUGUAUUUCCAUUUUGUUGUCCUCAGAGGUAGUAAUGCCGACGAUUUUUCACUGUUCCACCCCAUCUCUGUUACUACUAAGUCAAUCAAUAGGCAUCAUACCGAUUCCCUACUAACAUCUAUUAGUCGUCCCACUACCACCAGUCGUCCAGCAACUAACUCUCAUAAUGCUCCAAAAGUUUCUGUCAAUGCCAAUACCCACAUUGCUGAAGCAAACCCAGUGACUACUAGUCGUCCAACUAGUAGUGGCCAUGAUGAAUCGGAGGAUUACCCAUUUAUGAGGGCAUUGAGAACCAGAGAGAACAAGAAUGAUCCAUGUGGAGGGAAGUAUAUAUAUGUUCAUGAUCUUCCUCCUAGGUUUAAUGAUGAUAUGCUCAGGGAAUGCAGAAGUCUUAGCCUUUGGACCAACAUGUGUAAGUUCACUAGUAAUUCUGGGCUUGGUCCCCCAUUGGAGAAUGUUGAAGGAGUCUUCUCAAAUACUGGAUGGUAUGCGACGAAUCAGUUUGCUGUUGAUGUGAUCUUUGGUAAUCGAAUGAAGCAGUACAAGUGCUUGACAAAUGAUUCUUCUCUUGCUGCUGCCAUUUUUGUGCCCUUCUACGCGGGGUUUGAUAUAGCUCGGUAUCUGUGGGGGUACAACAUAUCAACGAGGGAUGCUGCAUCUCUCGAUUUGGUUGAUUGGCUCCUGAAGAGGCCAGAAUGGAGCAUAAUGGGAGGGAAGGAUCAUUUUCUUGUUGCGGGUAGGAUAACAUGGGAUUUUAGGAGACUAUCUGAUGCAGAAUCAGACUGGGGCAACAAGCUUCUGUUCUUACCGGCUGCAAAAAAUAUGUCAAUGCUUGUGGUAGAAUCAAGCCCCUGGAAUGCAAAUGAUUUUGCCAUCCCAUAUCCCACAUACUUCCAUCCAGCAAAGGAUGCUGAUGUUUUCAUUUGGCAGGACCGGAUGAGGAAAUUGGAGAGAAAAUGGCUUUUCUGUUUUGCUGGCGCACCACGUCCAGGAAACCCCAAAUCAAUUAGGGGACAGAUCAUUGAUCAAUGCAAGGAUUCCAGGGCCUGCAAACUACUGGAGUGUGAUUUUGGGGAGAGUAAAUGUCAUUCUCCAAGCAGUAUAAUGCAGAUGUUUCAGAGCUCCCUUUUCUGCCUACAGCCUCAAGGUGAUUCAUACACAAGAAGAUCGGCUUUUGACUCAAUGUUGGCAGGUUGCAUACCUGUCUUCUUCCAUCCUGGUUCAGCGUACACACAGUAUACUUGGCAUCUUCCGAAGAAUUAUUCAAAGUACUCGGUAUUCAUUCCAGAGGAUGAUAUUCGUAAGAAGAAUGUUAGCAUAGAGCAGAGGCUCAGUCAAAUUUCUCCUGAGCAGGUUAAGAUAAUGAGGGAGGAAGUUAUAAAUCUUAUCCCCGGGCUGAUAUAUGCUGAUCCUCGCUCUAAAUUGGAGACUCUUAAUGAUGCCUUCGACGUAGCUGUGCAGGCUGUUAUAGACAAAGUUACAAAGUUGAGAAGGGACCUUGUUGAGGGCCAUCAUGAUGACAAUUUCAUUGAGGAGUUAAGUUGGAAAUAUGCUUUGUUAGACAAAUGGGAGCGUGGGGUCGGGCCUCAUGAAUGGGAUCCUUUCUUUUCCAAACCAAAAGGUGGUAAUGCAGAUUCUAAUGGUUCAUCAUCAGAAGUAGCCAAAAAUUCUUGGAAGAAUGAGCAAAGAGAACAGUCGUGACUGGGACUCAAUGAGUUCGGCAGAAGUUCAAGUGAUGCCCAACGCAUGUAUGCUGGAGCUUAAGACAAGACCUUGCUGAGUCUCAGAGGUGUGGUGGAGGUAUGGAAACAAGCCGUUUCAAGGAAACAGUUUUAGAAUUCACCGUAUAGUUUGUCAACCGCAUAAUAUUGCAUAAAGUCAAAUACAAGAAAUAUAUUUCUGCUUUUUUGUGAGAUAGGUUUUUCAUGUUCUCUAUUUUGUAAUUCAACCUGAAUUUAUUAGAAAGUAACAAAAAAGAUGU
Ilex paraguariensis (yerba mate) is the source of this 2245-nucleotide messenger RNA. NCBI's taxonomy places the organism in Eukaryota, Viridiplantae, Streptophyta, Magnoliopsida, Aquifoliales, Aquifoliaceae. The record is from the annotation of a GenBank genome assembly.